AUGUGUCCAUCUUGUCUUCAAUAUUCCUUCAAUGUGUGUCCAUCUUGUCUUCCAUAUUUCUUUCACUGUCCCCGUCUUGUCUUCAAUAUUUUCUUCAUUAUGUGUCCAUCUUCUCUUCAAUAUUCCCUUCAAUGUGUGUCCAUCCAUCUUCCAUAUUUUUUUCACUGUUCACCCGUCUUGUCUUCAAUAUUUCCUUCUGAUGUGUCCAUCUUGUCUUCAAUAUUUUGCCUUCGAUGUGUCCAUCCAUCUUUCACUGUCACCCGUCUUCCAAUAUUUCAAUGUGUGUCCAUCUUGUCUUCCAUAUUUUCAAUGUGUGUCCAUCUGUCUUCCACCUUUCUUUCACUGUCCCUGUCUUGUCUUCAAUAUUUCCUUCAAUGUGUGUCCAUCUUGUCUUCCAUAUUUCUUUUCAUCCCUUCAAUGUGUCCAUCUCGUCUUCCAUAUUUCUUUCACUGUCAACAUAUUUUCUUGUCUUCAAUAUUUCCUUCGAUGUGUGUCCAUCUUGUCUUCAAUAUUCCUUCAAUGUGUGUGUCCAUCUCGUCUUCCAUAUUUCUUUCACUGUCACCCGUCUUGUCUUCAAUAUUUCCUUCGAUGUGUCCAUCUUGUCUUCAAUAUUCCCUUCAAUGUCUUCCAUAUUUCUUUUCACUGUCCAUCUCGUCUUCCAUCUUUGUUUCAAUUUCACUGUCUACCCGUCUUGUCUUCAAUAUUUCCCUUCGAUGUGUCCAUCUUGUCUUCAAUAUUCUCUUCAAUGUGUGUCCAUCUGUCUUCCAUAUUUCUUCACUGUCUACCCGUCUUGUCUUCAAUAUUUCCUUCGAUGUGUGUCCAUCUUGUCUUCAAUAUUCCCUUCAAUGUGUGUCCAUCUCGUCUUCCAUAUUUCUUUUCACUGUCUACCCGUCUUGUCUUCAAUAUUUCCUUCUUCGAUGUGUGUCCAUCUUGUCUUCAAUAUUCCCUUCAAUGUGUGUCCAUCUUGUCCAUCCUUCAAUGUGUGUCCAUCUCGUCUUCCAUAUUUCUUUUCACUGUCUACCCGUCUUGUCUUCAAUAUUUCCUUCGAUGUGUCCAUCUUUGUCCAUCUUGUCUUCAAUAUUCCACUGUCUAAUCAAUGUGUCCAUCUCGUCUUCCAUAUUUCUUUCACUGUCUACCCGUCUUGUCUUCAAUAUUUCCUUCGAUGUGUCCAUCUUGUCUUCAAUAUUCCCUUCAAUGUGUGUCCAUCUCGUCUUCCAUAUUUCACUGUCUACCCGUCUUGUCUUCAAUAUUUCCUUCGAUGUGUCCAUCUUGUCUUCAAUAUUCCCCUUCAAUGUGUGUCCAUCUCGUCUUCCAUAUUUCUUUCACUGUCUACCUGUCUUGUCUUCAAUAUUUCCUUCGAUGUGUCCAUCUUGUCUUCAAUAUUCCUUCAAUGUGUGUCCAUCUCGUCUUCCAUAUUUCUUUUACUGUCUUGUCUUGUCUUCAAUAUUUCCUUCGAUGUUCCACUGUCUCCCUUCAAUGUGUCCAUCCAUCGUCUUCCAUAUUUUUUCCUGUCUUCACCAUUUCCUUCGAUGUGUGUCCAUCUUGUCUUCAAUAUUCCCUUCAAUGUGUCCAUCUCGUCUUCCAUAUUUCUUUCACUGUUCACCCGUCUUGUCUUCAAUAUUUCCUUCGAUGUGUCCAUCUUGUCUUCAAUAUUCCCUUCAAUAUGUGUCCAUCCUCGUCUUCCAUAUUUCUUUCACUGUCUACCCGUCUUGUCUUCCAUAUUUCCUCGAUGAUUCCAUCUUGUUCAAUAUUCCCUUCAAUGUGUGUCCAUCUGUCUUCCAUAUUUCUUUUCACUGUCUCUGCCCGUCUUGUCUUCUUUUCGAUGUGUGUCCAUCUUGUCUUCAAUAUUCCCUUCAAUGUGUCCAUCUCUGUCUUCCAUAUUUCUUUUCAUGUCUGUCCGUCUUGUCUUCAAUAUUUCCUUCGAUGUGUGUCCAUCUUUGUCUUCAAUAUUCCCUUCAAUGUGUGUCCAUCUCGUCUUCCAUAUUUCUUUCACUGUCUCACCCGUCUUGUCUUCAAUAUUUCCUUCUUCUGAUGUGUGUCCAUCUUUGUCUUCAAUAUUCCCUUCAAUGUGUGUCCAUCUCGUCUUCCAUAUUUCUUUCACUGUCUACCCGUCUUGUUCUUCAAUAUUUCCUUCGAUGUGUGUCCAUCUUGUCUUCAAUAUUCCCUUCAAUGUGUCCAUCUCGUCUUCCAUAUUUCUUUCACUGUCUACCCGUCUUGUCUUCAAUAUUUCCUUCCGAUGUGUGUCCAUCUUGUCUUCAAUAUUCCCUUCAAUGUGUGUCCAUCUCGUCUUCCAUAUUUCUUUCACUGUCUACCCGUCUUGUCUUCAAUAUUUCCUUCGAUGUGUCCAUCUUGUCUUCAAUAUCCGUUCAUCCCUUCAAUUUGUGUCCAUCUCUGUCUUCCAUAUUUCUUUGUCUCACUUGUCUUCAAUCUACCUUCGAUGUGUGUCCAUUUGUCUUCAAUAUUUCUUUCCUUCUGAUGUGUGUCCAUCUUGUCUUCAAUAUUCCCUUCAAUGUGUGUCCAUCUUGUCUUCCAUAUUUAUUUUCACUGUCUACCCGUCUUGUCUUCAAUAUUUCUUCGAUGUCCAUCUUGUCCAAUAUUCUUCAAUGUCUUCUCGUCUUCCAUUUUCUUUCACUGUCUACCCGUCUUGUCUUCAUAUUUUCUUUCACUGUUCACCCCUUCAAUCAUUAA
Molecule: messenger RNA, 2688 nt
Organism: Acanthosepion pharaonis
Lineage: Eukaryota; Metazoa; Mollusca; Cephalopoda; Sepiida; Sepiidae
Source: the annotation of a GenBank genome assembly